AUGCCUACGGAACUCGAGGAGCUGGUCGGCUUCAUUGCCAAUCCCAACCCGCAGAUUCGUUUAUUAGCUACCGAGAAUCUGGUGCCUUAUUCGACAUCAGAACCCAGCAUCUUCAAGGUGGAAAAUUUGCAGCCUGUGAAAAAUCUGAAGCUCUUAGUCAAAGACCACCCGAAAAUCGCAGAACAUGUUGUCACGAUUCUCGUCAACCUCUCCGCUGAUCGUGACGUUCUGGAGUGUUUGGCUACCGAUGACAAGUUCCUCGACACCAUCCUGGGCUAUGUCAUUCAACCGACCGAGCCAAACGCAAAUCUGUUGUCCAUGCUUCUUGCGAACCUUGCUAAAUGGGACGCCUUCAAGUCUGUCUUGAGCAAGAAGCAAGAGCCUCCCAAGGAACUCGCAUCCGGCGACCUGGUAUUGAACCAGUUGCUCGACCUUUUUGUCAAGGGGGCUGAGGGCACUUACAACAAGACUGCUGACUUUGACCAUCUAUCAUAUCUCUUUGCCGAUCUCACGAAACAUGCCGAGAUCCGCCACCAUUUCGUCACCAAGCAAGACUAUGAUGGCGUUAUCCCUAUUGCAAAGCUCAAGGUGUUCACUGAACACAAGUCUGAGGUCAGGCGGAAGGGAGUUGCCUCCACACUCAAGAACGUGGCUUUUGAUGUGCCGUCACAUGCUGCAUUCCUGGCUGAGGAUGAAAUCAACAUCCUACCAUACAUCCUGUUGCCUCUCACCGGAAACGAGGAAUAUGACGAAGAAGAAACCAUGGCCAUGCUUCCAGAUCUGCAGUUAUUACCGCCCGACAAAGAGCGUGAAUCGGAUCCCAACAUCAUCCAGACUCACCUGGAAACGCUAAUGUUGCUGUCCUCCAGGCGGGAAGCCCGAGAUUACAUGCGCGAAGUCAAAGUGUAUCCAAUCAUUCGAGAAACACAUCUCAGAGUCAACGAUAAGGACGUCAAGGAUACUUGCGAGCGGUUAGUUAACGUUCUUAUGCGCGACGAAGAAGACUCGAGUGGUAAGGCACGUGUUGAGGAGGUUGGACACGCCGAGGAGACAAGGGGCGCAGAUGGUGUAGACGACGAGGACGAUCAAAUUGUCGAGGUCUAA
Molecule: messenger RNA, 1104 nt
Organism: Neoarthrinium moseri
Lineage: Eukaryota; Fungi; Ascomycota; Sordariomycetes; Amphisphaeriales; Apiosporaceae
Exons: 4
Coding region: 1-1104 (367 amino acids)
Source: RefSeq, a predicted model, not a curated record